Messenger RNA from Aspergillus calidoustus, 1914 nucleotides. The record is from the annotation of a GenBank genome assembly. NCBI's taxonomy places the organism in Eukaryota, Fungi, Ascomycota, Eurotiomycetes, Eurotiales, Aspergillaceae.
AUGUUGUUCUCACUUGCAUGGCUGCUCAUGCUCGCCUCGCUGGCGAAUGCAGCCGCAGUCGACUUUGCAACCCUACCAGCUCAUCCUCGACUGCUCUUCACAGAUGAUCGCGUGCAGCGUGUUCUUGCUAUGAAUGAGACCGACGCGUAUUACCGUGACGUCCUCGGCCAUCUCGCAGCAACCGCUCAGACAGCUGUCAAAACGCCUGUCGCCCUGACCUCCGCCUCGUCAUGGUCGAGCACGAUCCGGAUGAAUGUCGGUGCUGCAGCAGGAAUGUACCGGCUCACCAACGACACUAUUUACUCCGAUUGGAUCGCUGACACCCUGCUUGUGCUCUCCGGCCUCGCAGACUGGAAUCCGUCCAAUUUUUUGAAUACGGCCGACAUCACCAUGACUGUCUCGCUGGGAUAUGACUGGGUGUACGAGGCGCUGACGGACACGCAACGGAUCACGAUCGAGACUGCAAUCUUUGACAAGGCGUUUGUCCCCGCGAUGGAUUCCUCCAUUAAUUCAUGGAGUCGCCACACCAACAACUGGGCCCAGGUAACGCAUGGAUGCCUGAUCAUUGGCGCUCUGGCGGCAGGGGACGUCAACUCCACGCUUGCCAGUAAGGUGAUGGAGUUUUCGCUCCCGAAACUGAAAGUAUCGCUGGAGCAAUAUGCGCCUGACGGCGGGUACAUAGAAGGCUAUUCCUACGGAGCAUAUGCCGGAAUCUUUCUGGGGCUGAUGAUGGGCGCAUUGGACACCGCACUAGGAGACGACCUGGGGAUCUCCAGUCUGGCAGGCAUGGACAACCUGGGUGCCUGGCUGACCCAUGGGCUGGGCCAGGCAGGCGCAUUCAGCUGGGCAGACGGGGCCUGGACCCUGUCCAACGCCAACACGCUGUGGAGCGUCGGCUACUGGGCAACACGGUUCCAGAAGCCCGAAUGGCUCCAGGGAAUGCUCUCUGCAUUCACAGCCGCCCAAGCAGCAACCUUCCAGGCGUUCCUGUUCUACGAUUCUUCGCUAACUUCGCCGACCGUCCUCCCCACCAUGCCGCGCUACAACCAGUUUUCUGGUGUCGCAGGCAUGACCUACCGCACCUCGUGGACCAGCAGCACAAGCGGGUGGUUCUUUGGGUUUAUGGCGGGGUUCAACGGGCGCUCGCACGGCCAUCUCGAUGCCGGGUCUUUUGUGGUGGAUUACAAAGGACAUCGCUGGGCUGAGCUGCUGGGCUCCGACAGCUACAGUCUCGGCGAUUAUUUCGUUGCCCCGCGUCGCUGGACAUACUACCGCUGCCGCACGGAAGGAUCCAACACGCUGAGCAUCUCCCCCAGGAUCCAGACGGGGCUCGCCUUUGCCAAUCAGAUUCCGUCUGCGAAUAACUCACUCUUGUGGACGGGGAGCUUCGACACCUCGAGUCGGUUUGGCAUCGCCAAUCUCACCCAGGCAUAUGCCAAUGUCUCCACCAGCGUCCUCCGUGGUGUGGCGGUCUUGAACGAUUCCCAGCUCCUGGUCCGGGAUGAGGUCCGAGCAUCCAGUCCCGUGGACAUUGCCACUAGCUGGCAUACGAGCGCAGACGUGACGGUCGGUUUCAACAACCGGACCGCUACACUGGUGCUGGGUGGCGUCACGAUGGAAGCAACUCUGCUAUCUCCGCCCGGCGCGUACUUUCAGCUCACCAACACGAACCCUUGUGGUGCGUAUACUGGGUGCGCUGAGGCGACUAAUGCGGGAAUAUCCAACAUGGCAGUUCGCCUAGGGCGCAUGACUGCAGAUGCGAAUAUUGUACUGGCUUUUGCAGAGAGCGGCACGAUUGUCGACGAUUUUGAUGCUGAAUUGGCCGAGUGGUACUCUUUAUGUACCACUGAUUGCUGGAAAGGGGACAAUGUGGAGGAUCCAUACUGGCUGGCUAACUCGGAGGUAUAUUAUUAG